AUGGCUCGUAAUGCGGGAACUUUUGCUCCUGGCCGGCAGUUGUUCAAGAUCUUCAUGGAACUCUGUGUAGAGAAUUUACUGGAUUUUGAACUAAAAACUGCACCAUUCGACCCUGGUAGAUCUUGACGCCCAGAUAUUAUGUUGAAUGAUCAAAGUGUGACACAAAAGCACAAGCUUUACCGCCGAAUAGCAAAAUGACCUGAAAAUGAUACUAUACUAUAUGCAAAGAUGACCACCUUCAUUCCCAAGCGGUGAGCUUCCAUCCGUACCAAAGAAAUUCUUACCACUUGUGAUCAUUCUCAUCAAUUCCCCAUCAAUUCGCCUCACAAUGAUCCAUUCUGACAAAAGGUGGCUGGCUACCUCUCGUCUCCCAACACACUUGACCAAACCUUUCUCAACGCCACAAGAGAACCUUGUACUCAGAUCUAUCACAAUCUAGAUCACGAAAACAUGCAAGGUAAGCGCUAGAGCCCAAAGUUCGUGCUGGAGAAUAAGCGCUGCGGCGUAGUUUUCUGUGCCGCACCCGCUGAUAAGUAAGAACCUGGGGUCUUGGCCCCGUAAACUGCUAGAGAAAGUGAGAUAUGCAUAAACAACUCACAUAAUGAUCAUGGACUGGGAUGGCGCUGUAUGCAGGUAACGUGUAUGCAGGAACUAGGGACCCAAAUAUUCUCCGGUUUUCGAAUUUGUGGUACUCCUCCGCCUUUGGGAUAUCUGCCAAGACAUCAAGGAGAAUCAAGCGAACCCCUGAUUUGCUAUGUUGAUAUCUGUAAGUGGUAAAUAUACGGUAAAUGGGAACUAGGUAAUCUCUGUACAGAGUCAACUGUAGAGGGUUCUGGGUAGAGUGAGAGUUCUUAGACACAUAUUUUGAACUUUGGGAAAAUCACGAACCUUUCGUUGGGCAACCAAGAAAACAACAGCACUCACGUUUCCCUUCUCGAUCCCAAGAAGGAUCUAUCAUUUAUUCUCUUAAACAUUUAUUUCGAAAUAGCAGUAUGAAUCCAUACAAUCUCUACUGUGUAAAUACUGACAAUGACAGCAAUGCGCCCAAAACACAUCUACGCCAAAUUAGAGGACGAAUCAAUAUCUUCAUCACAAACCGGCCUAGUAUCUCAAGAAAUAAGAAGACCAUGGAUAUCCCUUAUAGCGACCGUCAUAGCAACAGCCAUAUUUUCAUCUUCCCUCACAAUCGCCAUCAUGACAACUCUCUCGCCUCAUGGAAUCUCCUUCCAACAAAUUAUCUCACCUCCCUCCUCAUCCCACAACCCAGCCAGCACAAAACUCAUCCACUCACCACUCCCCCUCCAAACCCACACACCCCCAACCCCCCGACCCAACUGCGGAACCACCCUCACCGAAGCCAAAAGCCUAAACUGCACAUUCGACCCCCUCUCCGUCGCCUGGCUCCCACCAGACUGCCCACGGGACGGAACCUCAGAAUUCAUCGACUUCCUAGGAAACGGCACGAAGUGGAAAUACUGGUACGACCGCGCCGGGACGCAAGAAAUCGGCUCACCGUACGAACUCGCCCACAUUGGUGAGAAUGGAACGUAUUGGACGACGCAGCGGGAGCAUGUCACGCAUUGUGCGUUUAUGAUGUUGCGGGUGCAUCGGGCGAUGGAGAGAGAGGAUGGGAGGGGCGAUAUGUUGGUGAGGAAGUAUGAGCAUUCGAGGCAUUGUUUGAUGUAUUUGGUUACUUUGGCGAGGGGGGAGAAUGAUGAGAGGAUUACUACCAGUGGGAAUGUGGGGUUUGGGGAUUGUUGA
Hymenoscyphus albidus is the source of this 1761-nucleotide messenger RNA. The record is from the annotation of a GenBank genome assembly. NCBI's taxonomy places the organism in Eukaryota, Fungi, Ascomycota, Leotiomycetes, Helotiales, Helotiaceae.